GCUCCCGACCAUCAUGGCGACCGUUACACACACCAUCUACUUGCGCUAUGAUCCCGCGGACAGGGAAAAGCUGGAGAAGGAGACUGGGCAGGCUACGGAGGCCGACGAGUCGGAGGACUGGGCGCUCAAAUCAUCCUUCUUGCGUCGUGCAAAGCCUCCUCCUCGAUUCGUGCCUGCGACGAUUGCAUAUGAAGACUUUACCCUUGCUGGGUCUAUGGGUCUCACGCCGCACGAUACGAAGCAGCCUCCCUCAGGAGGGACGGGCGUAGCCGACUGGUAUCGCUCUCUGGCUAGCCGAUCGUCUAGCGCCGGUCCAUCCUCCACCUCCGGCGCCACAGCGCCUACCAAUUCCUCCGACCCCUUAUCACGACCACGCACCGCGCCGUCAUCCAGUGCGCAACCUCAGCCUCCAUCUCGCACUCAGCCUGCACCCGCCAAGAAGCCAGAUAAGAACGACUGGUUCAUUCAGAACGUCUUGCGCAAUCCUGAUGAGCAGCUGCAUCAGCCUGCGCCAUCAGCAUCAAGCCUCGCUGAUAUCCUUGCACGGGACCCUCCCCCGAAACCGAAGGAGCAGCCAUUCAAACCUCCUGUCUUUCUUGCGCUAGGCCCUGCGAACCGUGGAUGGGGCAUGCUGCAAAAGAGCGGGUGGAGGGAGGGCGAUACGCUAGGGCCGAACGCCCGGAAGCCUUCACCUGCUGUCCCGCCUUCACGGAAAGGCAAGGAACGUGCAAGCUCGAGUCACAUCAAGUCCGAGCCUGUAGAGUUUGCUCUCGACGACGAUGGCGAAUUGAAAGAGAUGACGACGCUAUGGCGCUUGACGAUCCUGAGCCUGACAAGCGCCCGGUGGAUGUCGUCAAGGAGGAGCUAUCCGAUGACGAGGAUCUGCCAGAUGGGGACGAUGGCCGGCGCGCCCUCGUGAAGCCCAUCGCCACUGUCCUGAAAUCUGAUCGCCUAGGGAUCGGCCUCAAGGCGAAGACGGUGGGCCCAUACAAGGCUUCGAAGAAGCGUGUCACCCACAACGCGGCCGCGCUUGCUGCCCACAUACGUGCCGCGGAGCAAGUGCGGCGCCAGAAUGCAGAGAUGGGACGCGGUCAUCGGGCGUACGAGCGGCAGGACAAGCGCGAGCAGCGACAGCGGCGCGAUCUUCUCGCCUACCUCAACUCGUAGUCCGGCAUCGUCGAUGGAGCCCUGCUAUCUAGCUACGUGCCUACGACGUGUACACUGUUUUCGGAAUGUUCAUUGACUGCGAAGGUGCGCUGGGAUCGGUGUAAUGUCGCAUGUCGCUCACGCGCCAGGUGAGGUGCUGCAUGCUCAUCAUCCGAC
Messenger RNA from Schizophyllum commune H4-8, 1323 nucleotides. RefSeq lists its product as uncharacterized. Bases 14 to 919 code for a protein of 301 amino acids. NCBI's taxonomy places the organism in Eukaryota, Fungi, Basidiomycota, Agaricomycetes, Agaricales, Schizophyllaceae. The record is from RefSeq and is a predicted model, not a curated record. The transcript has 2 exons.